AUGGCACUCCGCGGGACCCUCCGGCCGCGCAAAGUUCGGAGAAGGCGAGAGAUGCUGCCGCAGCAGGUUGGCUUCGUGUGCGCGGUGCUGGCCCUGGUGUGCUGUGCGUCUGGCCUCUUCAGCGGCUUGGGAAACAGAACAACUUCUGCUAGCAAACGUAUUCUGCCAGACACGUGGAGAAAUAGAAAGUUAAUGGCACCGAUGAACGGGACUCAUACAGCUAAGAACUGCACAGAUCCUGCGAUUCACGAGUUCCCCUCAGACCUGUUCUCCAACAAGGAGCGACAGCAUGGAGCCAUCCUACUGCAUAUCCUCGGUGCUCUGUAUAUGUUCUAUGCCUUGGCCAUAGUAUGCGAUGACUUCUUUGUUCCGUCUCUAGAGAAGAUCUGCGAGAAGCUCCAUCUGAGCGAAGAUGUGGCUGGAGCCACCUUCAUGGCUGCUGGAAGCUCGACGCCGGAGCUCUUUGCUUCUGUUAUUGGCGUAUUCAUCACCCACGGAGACGUCGGGGUGGGGACCAUCGUGGGCUCUGCUGUGUUCAAUAUCCUGUGUAUAAUUGGAGUGUGUGGCUUAUUCGCUGGGCAGGUGGUCCGUCUGACGUGGUGGGCCGUGUGUCGAGACUCUGUGUACUACACCCUCUCUGUCAUCGUGCUCAUUGCGUUCAUAUACGAUGAGCAAAUUGUGUGGUGGGAAGGCCUGGUGCUCAUCAUCUUGUAUGUGUUUUAUAUUCUGAUCAUGAAGUACAAUGUGAAGAUGCAAGCCUUUUUCACAAUCAAACAAAAGAGCAUUGCAAAUGGCAACCCAAUCACCAGUGAGCUGGAGGCUGGUAAUGAUUUCUGUGACGGUAGCUAUGAUGACCCUUCCAUGCCAUUGCUGGGCCAAGUGAAGGAGAAGCCACAAUACGGCAAAAACCCCGUGGUGAUGGUGGACGAGAUCAUGAGCUCCAGCCCUCCCAAGUUCAGCUUCCCCGAAGCAGGCUUACGCAUCAUGAUCACCAGUAAGUUUGGGCCCAGGACCCGACUACGGAUGGCCAGCAGGAUCAUAAUUAACGAGCGGCAGAGACUGAUCAACUCGGCCAAUGGUGUGAGCAGCAAGCCGCUUCAAAAUGGGAGACACGAGAACAUUGAGAACGGGAAUGUUCCUGUGGAAAACCCUGAAGACCCUCAGCAGGAUCAGGAGCAGCAGCCGCCACCACAGCCACCACCCUCAGAGCCAGAGCUGGGCGAGCCUACCUUCCUGUCUCCCUUUUCUGUGCCUGAGGCAAGAGGGGACAAAGUCAAGUGGGUGUUCACCUGGCCACUCAUCUUCCUCCUAUGCAUCACCAUCCCCAACUGCAACAAGCCCCGCUGGGAGAAGUUCUUCAUGGUCACCUUCAUCACGGCCACGCUGUGGAUUGCCGUAUUCUCCUACUUCAUGGUGUGGCUGGUGACUAUUAUUGGAUACACCCUUGGGAUCCCUGAUGUCAUCAUGGGCAUUACUUUCCUGGCAGCGGGAACGAGUGUUCCAGACUGCAUGGCCAGCUUAAUUGUGGCAAGACAAGGCCUGGGAGACAUGGCUGUCUCUAACACCAUAGGAAGCAAUGUGUUUGACAUCCUCGUAGGACUCGGCAUCCCAUGGGGCCUGCAGACCAUGGUGGUUAAUUAUGGAUCCACGGUGAAGAUCAACAGCCGGGGUCUAGUCUAUUCUGUGGUGCUGUUGCUGGGCUCCGUCGCUCUCACUGUCCUGGGCAUCCACCUGAACAAGUGGCAGCUGGACCGGAAGCUGGGCGUCUACGUGCUGGUUCUCUAUGCCGUCUUCUUGUGCUUCUCCAUAAUGAUCGAGUUCAACGUCUUCACCUUCGUCAACUUGCCGAUGUGCCGGGAAGACGACUAA
This is a messenger RNA of Cynocephalus volans (Philippine flying lemur), 1869 nucleotides long. RefSeq names its product solute carrier family 24 member 4 (gene SLC24A4). Gene Ontology annotation, biological process: sensory perception of smell; calcium ion transmembrane transport; intracellular calcium ion homeostasis. NCBI's taxonomy places the organism in Eukaryota, Metazoa, Chordata, Mammalia, Dermoptera, Cynocephalidae. Gene Ontology annotation, molecular function: calcium, potassium:sodium antiporter activity; calcium channel activity. The transcript has 17 exons. Bases 1 to 1869 code for a protein of 622 amino acids. Gene Ontology annotation, cellular component: plasma membrane. The record is from RefSeq and is a predicted model, not a curated record.